Messenger RNA from Salvia hispanica, 745 nucleotides. RefSeq names its product small ribosomal subunit protein uS15. Lineage: Eukaryota; Viridiplantae; Streptophyta; Magnoliopsida; Lamiales; Lamiaceae. The record is from RefSeq and is a predicted model, not a curated record. Gene Ontology annotation, cellular component: ribosome; cytosolic small ribosomal subunit; nucleolus. Gene Ontology annotation, biological process: translation. Gene Ontology annotation, molecular function: small ribosomal subunit rRNA binding; structural constituent of ribosome.
CACAUAUAAAAGCCCUUUCACUUCCGAUUUUACCUUCGUUACUCUAGGGUUUUGCACACCAUAUCGCCACAGCAGCUGAUCAGCUAGCCGCCGCGAUCUUCAGCCGCUGCCAUGGGUCGUAUGCACAGCAGAGGUAAGGGUAUUUCAGCGUCGGCACUUCCGUACAAGAGGACGCCCCCGAGCUGGCUCAAAAUCUCAUCCCAGGAUGUUGAAGAAAACAUUUGUAAGUUUGCCAAAAAGGGCUUGACACCAUCCCAGAUCGGUGUUAUUCUUCGUGAUUCUCAUGGCAUUGCCCAGGUGAAGAGUGUCACUGGGAGCAAGAUCUUGAGGAUUCUCAAGGGCCAUGGGCUUGCUCCUGAGAUUCCUGAGGAUUUGUACCACCUUAUUAAGAAAGCUGUUGCCAUCAGGAAGCAUCUUGAGAGGAACAGGAAGGACAAAGAUUCCAAGUUCAGGCUCAUUCUCGUUGAGAGCAGAAUCCACAGGCUUGCUCGCUACUAUAAGAAGACCAAGAAGCUUCCACCUGUCUGGAAGUACGAGUCUACCACCGCCAGCACUCUCGUGGCCUAGAAGAGAAUUUACUGGAGAAGAGGGUUUGUUAAUCAAGUCCUAUCUCAGUAUAGGAGAGGUCCUGCUAGAAUCUCUGUUAUCCAAGACAUUUUUCCUUAGUUGUUGUUGAGGCAUGUUUUGAUAUAUGACGAGUUUAAUGGAUCUUUUACUUUGUUAAAGGCUAUUACUCAUUGUGCUA